Saxophila tyrrhenica is the source of this 1512-nucleotide messenger RNA. RefSeq lists its product as uncharacterized. NCBI's taxonomy places the organism in Eukaryota, Fungi, Ascomycota, Dothideomycetes, Mycosphaerellales, Extremaceae. Bases 1 to 1512 code for a protein of 503 amino acids. The record is from RefSeq and is a predicted model, not a curated record. The transcript has 2 exons.
AUGUCUGCGGGCAAGCAACUAGGGCUAAGUUUUCCAACGUCAGCCAAGGCAGAAGAUGCCAACAAACCAGCACUGACCUUUGGUGUUGAGCUGGAGUACAUCUUCGCCACGCGCAUAGAUCAGCUCGACGAGAAAAGUCUCCACAUCACCGACCGAGAUGCCAUUGCGGUCGACGUGGUCAGAAAGGCGGUUCAGGAGAAGCUUCAGGCCAAGUGUAAAUUAUGCGGCCAAGAUGUUGCCUUCGACCUCAGGCUCUUCGAUGGUCGUAGGCACGACACAGAGGCUCAAGCGAUCGCUGACGCCCUCAGAGCCCUCGGUGAUCGUUCGUUUCAGGAACAAAGUCCUGAUGCCUUUACCUCGUGGGAAGUCGUUACUGAAGGCGUCGCCGCAAAAGCCGCCGAACUGACAGCGCUGGGCAAGGACGAGCAGAUGUAUUUCUUCAACGGCUGUGAAAUCAAAUCCAGAGUGCUGAGCCGAGCAGAGGAUUUGGUAGUACCGGAUGAAGGAGCCGAUCACGACCAUAAAAUUACCUGUGAGCAAGAGAUACGAGCAGUGCUCCAGAAGCUAACACAACGGUUCUGUCUCUUUGAUCCGGAGGAGGACCGAGCAGAUUACUUGUUCCCGAACGAGAAUUGCGCAUUGCACGUCCACGUGGGCCAGCAAAGCGACGGCUUCGAGCUCCAAACGGUGAAAGAACUGCUUUGUCUGAACCUGGCUUGCGAGGGGCAGAUCGACCAGAUGCAUGCAGUGAACAGGAUCACUGGCGGUGACUUCGGUAUCAAGCCACUGUCUGGUUCCUAUCCUCACUACAACCCAUAUGUGUCCGGGAUAGAAGGAACAUUGGUUAACGGCGCGUCCAGGAUCGAUGAAACGGCCAAGAACAUUCCGCUGUCGUAUCCUUUUGGGCAAGGAGCAUAUAGGCGCCAGCAACAGGCUCUCGAUAUCAUCAAGCCCAAACUCUACCAGUCAGAGUCCGGCUAUUACCCAGAUUCCUAUUUCGAUAGCAUCCCAGGUCUUCGUCAACUGACCAUGCGAAACGACAUUGAUGCCCGGCUGACUGUAAUCGAAUACGCACCAACGCUACAUUCCCUGCACGCACUCUAUGGACACAGGCCACGAAGCACCACCUUGAACAUAAGCAACUUAAUGCACCAGGCUGAUAUCGAAACGGUGGAAUACCGCCAACACGCCUCCACCAUGUCAGCGGAUGCCAUCCUUGCUUGGGUUGAUGUGGUCCUCAACAUGACUUCAUACUGCCGAGAUACGAGCCGCGAAGACCUGCAGGUACUUGUUGGUUCCGACGGCAGUCUGCGGAAGGCAGGUACGAGCCAUCUAGAUUUGCUGAAAGCCGUCGGAUGUGCGCCUGAAACAGUAGACCAUUACACCAGAAGAGAAUGUGACAAGUACCAGCGAAGCCUACGCCACGCGGAAGCCAACUCGGCGCAAGCCGCCAGCAAAGAUCCCCUCGCUAGCCUGACACUCGUCAGCAUUGCAUUGAGCGUCUGCAAUUGA